AGACGCCGCCCGUCUCCGUGCGCGGCCGCGGCGGAACCAAUAAAGUUUGUUUCAGAUAAAAGCAAGAAAAGGGGAGUUAAAGAGCGGUGCCGCCGAGUGGCUCGCGGCUGCUGGCGAGUGCGUGGCUGCCCGCCCGCCCGGUCGGCCCAGCCCGGGGCGAGCCCAGGCGAGGACAGACGGGCUGCUCCAGCCCCCGCCCCGGCUGCGCUCGGCCUCGGCAGUUGUCACCGUCCCCGGGCAGCUGCGCCUCCGCCGCUCUCCGGGCCCGCUUGGCUCGCUUCUCCCUCCCCGAAGUGAGUCUCCUGGCGCGGGAGCAGCGCCGGGCCGGCGGCCGCAGCCAUGCCGAGCGGUAAGGAGACGCGGCUGCUGCACCUCGGCGAGAUGGAGAAGCUGGACAAGACCCUCUUCAGGCUGGAACAAGGUUUCGAGCUACAGUUCCGCUUGGGCCCAACUCUUCAAGGCAAAGCCGUUACUGUGUACACAAAUUAUCCAGCUUCUGGAGAAGUAUUUGAUCGCCACAAGUUCAGGACGCUGUCAUGGCACAAUCCCACAGGAAAAGAAGAUGACUCUGAUAAAUACUGCAAGCUGGAUCUCCAGAUUUCUGGAUCAUACCAGUACUAUUUUAGUCUUGGGAAUGAAAAAAGUGGUGGAGGUUACAUAGUUGUGGAUCCUAUUUUGCAUGUGGGAGCCGAUAAUCAUGUGUUACCUUUGGAUUGUGUUACACUCCAGACGUUCCUUGCUAAGUGUCUGGGACCGUUUCAUGAGUGGGAAGACAGGCUUAAAGUUGCAAAAGAAACAGGUUACAACAUGAUUCAUUUUACACCACUGCAGAAGCUUGGACUGUCUCGAUCGUGUUAUUCAUUGGCUGAUCAGUUAGAAGUAAAUCCGGAAUUUUCAAGCCGUGAUAAAAAGUGCACUUGGAGUGAUAUAGGAGCGCUUGUGGAAAAAAUGAAAAAUGAAUGGAAUAUGCUUUGCAUCACAGAUGUAGUCUACAAUCAUACUGCCACUAACAGUGAAUGGCUCAGGAUGCAUCCGGAGUGUGGCUAUAACCUUGUGAAUUCUCCUCACCUGAAGCCAGCGUGGGUCUUGGAUAGAGCUCUGUGGCACCUGACCUGUAUGGUGGCUGAUGGAAAGUGUAUUGCCAAAGGGGUCCCUCCCUUGAUUGAAAACGAUAAUCACCUGAAUUGCAUCCGUAAAAUAAUUUGGGAAGAUAUAUAUCCAAAAAUUAAACUAUGGGAGUUUUUCCAAGUGGAUGUUAACAAAGCUGUGCAGCAAUUUAAAGCCCUUCUAACGCAAGGUAAAAUGAGCACUAAAUCCGAUCCAAAUCAGCAUCUUCAGAUAGUUCAGGACCCUGAUUACAGACGACUUGGUUGUACUGUAGAUAUGAAUAUAGCAUUGGCAACAUUCAUACCACACAGUAAUGGCCCAGCUGCAAUAGAAGAAUGUUGUAACUGGUUUCGCAAGAGGGUUGAGGAACUGAAUGCCGAACAGUACAGACAAACAAAUCACCAUCAAGAGCAGGCUGUCAAUUGUCUUGUGGGGACUGUGGUUUAUGAACGACUGGCUGGUAAUGGUCCUAAGAAGGGUCCUAUCAGUAGAAAACAUCCUUUAGUUACCAGGUAUUUUACUUACCCAUUCAAAGAGCUGACUGUUCAGGAAGAAGAAACUAUGAUAAAUCAACCGGAUAAAGCCUGUUAUUUUAUGGCUCAUAAUGGCUGGGUUAUGGGAGAUGAUCCUCUUAGAAACUUUGCAGAACCAGGUUCAAAUGUUUACUUGAGAAGAGAGCUUAUUUGUUGGGGAGACAGUGUGAAACUACGUUAUGGUAAUAAACCUGAAGACUGUCCGUACCUCUGGGCACAUAUGAAAAAAUACACUGAAAUCACUGCCAAAUACUUCCAUGGUGUUCGUCUUGACAACUGCCACUCAACACCAAUUCAUGUAGCUGAGUACAUGCUGGACACAGCUAGAAAAUUGCGAGCCGAUUUGUAUGUAGUGGCUGAACUGUUCACGGGAAAUGAGGAGCUGGACAAUAUCUUUGUGAAUAGGCUGGGCAUUACCUCCUUAAUAAGAGAGGCAAUGACUGCUUAUAAUAGCCAUGAAGAGGGAAGGUUAGUUUAUCGUUUUGGAGGUGAACCUGUUGGCUCUUUUGUUCAGCCACGUUUGAGGCCUUUGAUGCCAGCUAUUGCUCAUGCAUUGUUUAUGGAUAUUACGCAUGAUAAUGAAUGUCCAAUUCAGCACCGAUCAGCAUAUGAUGCUCUUCCUAGUGCAAUGAUUGUUUCCAUGGCAUGCUGUGCUACAGGAAGCACCAAAGGCUAUGACGAACUAGUGCCACACCAGAUCUCUGUAGUAUCGGAAGAAAGGUUUUAUGCAAAGUGGAAUCCAGCAGCACACCUGGCUUCUGGUGAAGUAAAUUUCCAAACAGGAAUUCUUUCAGGAAGGCUGGCCAUAAACAGGCUGCAUCAGGAGCUGGGGGCUAAAGGCUUUAAUCAGGUGUACGUAGAUCAAGUUGAUGAAGAUAUAGUGGCAGUGACAAGACAUUGCCCUAACACACACCAGUCUGUUGUGGCUGUAAGUCGAACUGCCUUCAGGGAUCCUAAAACUUCCUUCUACAGUAAAGAAGUACCUGAAAUGUGUAUCCCAGGAAAAAUAGAAGAAGUAGUACUUGAGGCUAGGACUAUUGAGAGAACUGCUAGUCCUUACAAAAAAGAUGAACAUUUUAUAAAUGGAUUACCUAAUUUCACAGUGGAACUCAGAGAGCAUAUCCAGAUUAAAGACAGUAAAAUUAUAAAGCAAGCAGGAACUGCCAUAAAAGGCCCAAAUGAAUUUGUUCAAGAAAUAGAAUUCGAAAGAUUAACGCCAGGAAGUGUAAUAGUGUUCAGAGUUAGCCUUGAUCCAAAGGCACAAGAGGCUGUUGGUGUACUCCGCAAUCAUUUGAUCCAGUUCAGCCCUCAUUUUAAAUCUGGAAGUCUUCCUGAUGAUCAUUCAGCGCCUAUAUUAAAAACGUUAUUUUCUUCUAUUGCAUCUAAACUAACUUUGGCUGACCUAAAUCAAGUACUGUAUAGGUGUGAGUCAGAAGAACAAGAAGACGGUGGAGGUUGUUACAAUAUACCAAACUGGUCACCGCUGAAGUACGCAGGCCUCCAAGGGUUAAUGUCAGUGAUGGCAGACAUCAGACCAAAGAACGAUUUGGGUCAUCCAUUUUGUGAUAAUUUAAGAUCUGGAGACUGGAUGAUUGAUUAUGUCAGUAAUCGUCUGAUUUCACGCUCAGGAGCCUGUGCAGAAGUUGGUAAAUGGUUGAAGGCUAUGUUUGUCUACCUAAAGAGAAUUCCCCGUUACCUCAUCCCAUGUUACUUUGAUGCCAUAUUAGUGGGUGCAUACACAACGCUUCUGGAUGUGGGAUGGCGUCAGAUGUCUAGCUUUGUGCAGAAUGGAUCAACAUUUGUUAAACACCUUUCCUUGGGGUCAAUCCAGAUGUGUGGGAUAGGAAAAUAUUCUUGUCUGCCAGAUCUGUCUCCUUCCUUACAUGAUGUUCCCUAUCGGCUGAAUGAGAUUACAAAUGAGAAAGAACAGUGUUGUGUUUCCUUGGCAGCUGGUUUACCCCACUUUUCUUCUGGAAUUUUUCGCUCUUGGGGAAGGGAUACCUUUAUUGCACUGAGAGGUCUAAUGUUAGUUACUGGGCGCUAUCUAGAAGCAAGAAACAUCAUUUUAGCAUUUGGUGGGACUUUAAGGCAUGGUCUCAUUCCCAAUCUGCUUGGCCAGGGGACACAUGCCAGAUACAACUGCCGUGAUGCUGUGUGGUGGUGGCUUCAGUGUAUCCAGGACUACUGUAAAAUUGUUCCAAAUGGAUUAGACAUUCUCAGGUGUCCUGUUUCCAGGAUGUACCCAAGAGAUGACUCUUCUCCUCAACCUCCAGGCACUGUGGAUCAGCCACUUUAUGAAGUAAUACAGGAAGCAAUGCAACGGCACAUGGAAGGCAUAAAUUUCCGAGAAAGGAAUGCUGGUCCACAGAUAGAUCAAAACAUGAGAGAUGAAGGUUUUAAUGUAGCUGCAGGUGUUGACCGUGAAACUGGCUUUGUCUUUGGAGGGAACCGCUUCAAUUGUGGCACUUGGAUGGAUAAAAUGGGAGAGAGUGACAGGGCUCGCAAUAGAGGAAUUCCAGCUACUCCAAGAGAUGGCUCUGCUGUGGAAAUUGUUGGCCUCUGCAAGUCAACCGUUCGCUGGUUGCUGGAUUUAUCUGGGAAAAAUGUGUUUCCAUACCGUGGAGUUACUGUAAAAAGACAAGGAAAGGAGGAAACUAUCACAUAUGAUGAGUGGAACAGAAAAAUUCAAGGACACUUUGAAAGGCUAUUCUUUGUCUCUGAGAACCCAGCAGAUCCUAAUGAAAAACAUCCAAAUCUUGUUCACAAACGUGGAAUUUAUAAGGACAGCUAUGGAGCUUCAAGUCCAUGGUGUGAUUACCAACUCAGGCCAAAUUUUACAAUAGCAAUGGUUGUGGCCCCUGAGUUGUUCACACCUGAGAAAGCUUGGAAGGCUCUGCAGAUAGCAGAGGAAAAACUGCUUGGUCCAUUAGGCAUGAAGACCUUAGACCCUGAUGAUAUGGUUUACUGUGGAGUAUAUGAUAAUGCUCUUGACAACGACAACUAUAACGUAGCCAAAGGCUUUAAUUAUCACCAAGGACCUGAAUGGCUGUGGCCAAUUGGAUAUUUUCUUCGUGCCAAAUUAUACUUCUCAAAGUUGAUUGGUCCAGAGAUAUAUGCAAAAACUGUAGUUAUGAUUAAGAAUGUUCUUUCUCGCCACUAUGUUCACCUUGAAAGAUCAUCCUGGAAAGGGCUUCCAGAACUGACCAAUGAAAAUGGACAGUAUUGCCCUUUUAGCUGUGAAACUCAGGCCUGGUCAAUCGGUGUUAUCCUUGAAAUCCUUUAUGACUUGUAAAAGUUUAUUUUGAUUGAUUUGAUGAAACUUCUGUGGUCUUCUUAUUGAGCAUAAAUGGACUCUUGGCUUAUAUUGCAAGGGAAAUGUCCUGUUCCGCACAAUCACUUAAGCUGUGUCCUGACUUUCAAAGAUGCUGAGUACUGGCAGCUCCCGUGCCCUACGACUGUGUGGGGCUUGGGUUGUUUUUUGAAAAUCAGGCCAUGACAAUAAAACUGCAGUGCACACAUGAUGCAGAAACUUCUAGUAAGGAGCGAUUUUAAGAAUAUGCACAAACUUAAUUUUAAGUAGUUUUGGUUAUUUAGACUUUUCAAAUCAAAAUCUUAAUGUAGCAAAGUUAAGUGGCUCUUUCCUGAGCUAGAAAUACAAAGAACAGCUCUCAUGUUUUUUCUUUGUCUCUUUAAGAGUAAAUGGAUAUUUUGCAAAUGCAUGCUUAAAGAGGAGUAGACUAACCUAUAGCUUUCUGAGUUUGUUAUGCUUUCUGCUAUAGCACCAUACAGUAAUGAAGGCAGAAUAUGUUGUCUCUCUGUUGAACUAUGUUAUAAGGAAUUUUUUGUAUGUGUUCAGUUGAACACUCCAUUAAGCAACCACAGAAAUAAAGUUUACGAAUACGGUAAUAAACCAACAUUUGAAGUUAUAUAUAAAAUCUUUGAAAACUUUAAGCUACUUUGAGGGUUAACUUAUUAGCAAUAAUGAGGUAAUAUCCUAUGGUAAUUAAUUUUUGAAUUUAUUUAAAUAAUGUGGGCCAUGUAGCAAACUUAUUUCUUCAUUUAAAUCUUUUUUCACCAUGUGGAGUUCAUAAGAAACAUGUGCAUGUGCAUAUAUGUUAGGGGAGUCCAAAGAUAGAGAAGCCAAUGUGCUUGACUGCUUAAUUAAAUUAAUUUAUUGAAGUAGUAUGGUCACCUUAGCCCUUUAUUCUUAAGAAAAUCCUGGCUUCAUUGAAGCGGGUGAAAACACUUAACAUCAGUGGGAAGAGAUACUACCCUGCCACUAGAGAAGUGGAGGUUUUUAGGCCUUUUUGAAGUGACCCCACUAGGAAUAAGCAUGCUGCCUCUAUGUGGGGGUCUUUGGGAACUGCAUCCAGUGAAUGUGAUGCAAAGUGUGUUCGGUGUUCCCAAACUGAAGGGUGGCUGACAAAAAGAGCAGUUGGUAAUUCUCGACUCUCUGUUCAUGUGAUUUUUGUAAUGUUUUUUUUUUCCCCAUUUUAGUGUAAUAAACAGGCAGAAAGUGAGACUGAUAGCACUUCCCACAUCACAGGGAGAGAGAGCAAAACUGGUACCGCAUUUCUUAAUGUCAGACAAUAUAUGUUGAAAAAAUACACGCAGGAUGUAAUUAUAAUGCACUAAUAACACAUAGGUCAAGAUUUUAUUGUAUUUUCAAGUUUCUGUACCCUGUUUAAAGUACAGUGCAAGUGUGCUGUCUUGUUCAGAGAUGUGUUACAGAUAGAUACACUGAAGGGCAAAUUAAUAGGCUGAAGACAGAUGGAUUGUAACAAGUGGUUAUAUUCAUGUUAUGUGUUUGAAAGGUUAAUAAGUAUUUGAACUCCCCUUCUGAAGUGUUCAGUACUUAGACGUUAUGGUUAGGGAAGGUCUAUAUUAUACCUCAGCUUUUGAGCUGCUGCAGUGCAUGGGUUGGGAAGUUUUUAAUUUUCUUGACACAAUGUGUGACCGAUGUCAUUGGAUCAAAAAUGUUACUGAAAUGUCUGCCACAGGUUGUUUUUUUUUUUUUUUUAAUAUGCAAGAGGCAUACAUUUUUCGUAAUGUACUGAACUUGCCAAAAUUUUAAUAAUUAUAUUGAGGUGUAUGUCCUACUGUAUCACUAGCUUGUUAGUGUUUUCCUAGAUAAUUAUUUCUUAUUUAUUAUUUCAAGGUAUGUCUUAUAGCUCCUGUGGUUUAGAAAGUAGGAGCAAUAUGGCAGAAUAAAUUCUUCCUUGAUGAAAACACUUCAAAAUUGGAAGUACAGCUUAAGAGCUGUGAUGGCUGUUGAAAAAGAUUUCCACAAGGUGUCAAACUAUAAACAUUGGCAAUAACACUCUGCCAAUGUUGGAAAAAAAAAAGUGAGAAAACUAUUCAUCAAAACCUUCCUAUGUUAUUACAGAUAACUUUCCACUGUUUUGUAAACUGCACUGCUGAUAGAGACUGCAUAUUUGUCACUGCUAGUUUCUUUUUCUAAUUUAACAGUAAAAUUUUAAAGAUAAAUCAUCACUGUGUACACAAAAAUACGUAUGUUAUGGAACUUAUAAACAUGCCCAUAUAUUGUGUUGCUUCUGCACUGAUUAGUUGAGCAUAGUUUUUUUGACAGAUGUUUUAAAUAGGAAAAAAUAUGUAUCAUAUUGAUAGACUUUUCUGUGAAGUAGCAGCAAAAGCAAGAUUUGAGGUUAUAACGGGGGGGUUGAUGGUGGUUUGUUUGUUUGGAUUUUGUUUGGUUUUUGUAUCACAAAGCUACUCAAUACUUUGUCAAGACGGAUAGUUUAAAAAUUAAGAGGGAAGAAAGCAGUGUUAAAUUUAACACUUAUAUGAGCUUAUAUUAAUCUAAAUGAACUCUAUAUGUAAGUCAUAAUCCCCUAAAAAUAGCUGACUUACAUUGACUGAUCCUGAACUGUAUUUUCAUUCAUUAGUAUAAUUUAUAUUAUACACUCAAAAACUUUUAUUACUGCAGAGUUAUAAUCAGUAAAAACUGGUUUAGAAAUAAACUAAAGAACUUAGUAACAACUGUGAUCCCAUUGUGUUCCAGUUGGCGUUUCUUGAUCUAUAUGGUGUUGAGACUUUUCUUUUUCUUCCUCUCAACUGAAAUAAUUUUAUCUGUUACCAGUGUUCAUACAGUUAACAACUCUUGAUUUAUUCAGAUUAUUAACUUGAGUAUUCAAGUAAAAUAAUGUAUCACUCUUGCACUGCAUGUUGUCAUGUAAAAUGGAAAGAUGAGUUUUACAUAUGUCUGUCUAGCACAGCAACAACUGAUUUUUAGAAAAUGUCAUUAUUCAUUUAUUUCUGAACUGCACAAAAUAAAAUCAUUUAAUUCAGUCAGAAUUAACUUUUUCACUUGGUUGUUUGGGAAAAAAAGUCUAAUAUUUGAGAUGAUGCUGCUUGUUCAGUUUGUCAUUUUAUACACAUCAGAGAGAUCAUUAACUCCUCAGGUCAAAUAUUAAUUAAAAAAAGUGCUAACAACAAUCAGCUAAUUAAAAUAAAACCUCAUCAAUUUGA
Messenger RNA from Columba livia (rock pigeon), 8129 nucleotides. RefSeq names its product amylo-alpha-1, 6-glucosidase, 4-alpha-glucanotransferase (gene AGL). The transcript has 34 exons. Lineage: Eukaryota; Metazoa; Chordata; Aves; Columbiformes; Columbidae. Gene Ontology annotation, biological process: glycogen biosynthetic process; glycogen catabolic process. Bases 340 to 4932 code for a protein of 1530 amino acids. The record is from RefSeq and is a predicted model, not a curated record. Gene Ontology annotation, molecular function: amylo-alpha-1,6-glucosidase activity; 4-alpha-glucanotransferase activity.